This is a messenger RNA of Ilex paraguariensis (yerba mate), 1245 nucleotides long. NCBI's taxonomy places the organism in Eukaryota, Viridiplantae, Streptophyta, Magnoliopsida, Aquifoliales, Aquifoliaceae. The record is from the annotation of a GenBank genome assembly.
AUGGCGGAAACAAAAGCAGAGGAUGACGAUGACGAGAGCUUCGGUGAUUUCACAUUCGCAUCCUUCCCUUCGGAUCCCACCUUCCAUUCCAAGUCCGAUCUAAUCAAAGGCCCAAAAUCCAUUGCCACCGACAACAACGACGAUGACGAAUGGGGUGAUUUCGUCGAACACCCACUUGGAUCCAGUGCCCUCUUCCAAACCCUAUCACGUCUCAACAUCUCUGAACCCUCCAAACCUUUCGACCGUUUUGGGUUUUUCUCAGAUCAGUCCGCAAAACCUUCUCAACCUGUGGAGAGUACUCGCGAUGAGUUAGCGCUGAGUCGAUUUGAAUUGGAGAAGAAGAUUCAGGCUCAGUGGGUAAAGCCUAAAGGAGCUUUGCCAUUAUCAAUUUUCGGGGAUGUUGAAGAAGAGGAAGAGGAGCCAUCCGGUGGGGUUGAUCCCCUGGCUGGUAACGAUAAGGGCUCGUUUAGUGUUGUUGCUAAUGGGAGAAAUGGAUUGAAUGUGAGUACAAGAGCUGGGUUUGAUGAUAUUAUUGCAAAUGUGUACAAUCAGAAUCAGCAGAUCAAGGCUGAAAAUAGGUCAAAUUGCAAUUCAAAUGGCUUGAACUUGAAUCCUAAUAAUGUUCAUGCGAAUACGAAUGGUUCCAUAUUGAAUCUGGCCGGGUUGAAUUCAAUCUCAGAUCCAGUUGGUGGGAAAAAUGAUAUAGAUAUUAUGACAAAUAUGUAUAAGAAUGGUCAGCAGACGAACACUGAAAGUGGGUUUAAUUUGAAUUCGAAUGGGUCAGAUUUGGAUUUGAAUACAUUAAGUUCAGCUGGUAGUGGGUUGAAUUCGGAUAUUAAUGGGUUAAAUUCCAAUUCCAAUGAGCAAAGAUCCAAUGUUGGUGGGUCGAAUUUGGAUUUUAAUGGGUUCAAUAACAAUUUGAAUGCGCAAAGUUCUACUCUUGGUUGGAUGAAUUUGGACUUUAAUGGGUUAGAUUCCUAUUCAGAAGAGCAGGAUUUGGACACAAAUUUGCCGAGCACAAAUGUAAAGGGAUUAAAUUUGGAGUUUAGUGGGCAGCAAUUCAAUUCAGACUCGGGUGGUGGAAAUGAGGAGUUUGAUGCUGUUGAUGAUGGAUGGGAAUUCAAGGCAGCAUAUUCGGAUUCAAAGAAUGGAGAUGAGAAUGCUGAGGGACAUGUGCUGUUCGAACUAACAGAAUUCAGAGGCCAAUUGGAGAUAGGCCAAGAACUGCAGGCCGAUAUUUUUUAA